AUGCUACUGCGAACCGUAAUACGACCCUCCCUCUCCUUUCCUUCGGCCUUGAAAUCGAUAUCUGCUCCUCUAGCACGGCCUGCUAUCAAGCGACCUGUUCUUGUUGCAUUCGGACUCACGGCCUCCCUGCCUUUCAUCCAAUCUUCGUCCAUCAUUAGGCUCGACUCUUCACCCUACUCACCACCUCCCGCGGGUACCGCUGAGUUUAGCAGCACCUCCUCAAAUUCCCGCGGACCGAAGGUUCCCCUCACAAAAGAUGGAAAGACAAUCAAUCCCGCUGCUGUCAAGCAAAUAAGUUUGGGUUCCAUACUAGGGCUGGCCGCAGGACUGGUGGUGUCGGCUUUUUCCACAAGCUUGACAUUACUGAUCGGACUGGGCAUUGUCGUCUCGCAACUUGCCGCACGAAGAGGAUAUAAUAUCAUACCAGUGGAGCGCUUACAGCGCUACUUCAAGAACAUUGACCUGCGCAGUGCAAUCAAUGAUAAUCUGGCGUUUAAAAUCAGUUUCGGACUUAUGUUUGCCCUUUCCGCUUUCGGUGAGUUUUAG
Messenger RNA from Fonsecaea nubica, 546 nucleotides. RefSeq lists its product as hypothetical. NCBI's taxonomy places the organism in Eukaryota, Fungi, Ascomycota, Eurotiomycetes, Chaetothyriales, Herpotrichiellaceae. The record is from RefSeq and is a predicted model, not a curated record. Bases 1 to 546 code for a protein of 181 amino acids. The transcript has a single exon.